Molecule: messenger RNA, 2814 nt
Organism: Solenopsis invicta (red fire ant)
Lineage: Eukaryota; Metazoa; Arthropoda; Insecta; Hymenoptera; Formicidae
Product: mitogen-activated protein kinase kinase kinase kinase 4-like
Exons: 9
Coding region: 256-1698 (480 amino acids)
Biological process (GO): protein phosphorylation
Molecular function (GO): ATP binding; protein kinase activity
Source: RefSeq, a predicted model, not a curated record
CUCCUUCCUGUCUCCGCCCUUGUGUUUUCGUCCAAUUCGCGAGCAGUGCGAGUUGUCGGAGAAGACAUCGCGAGGGAGGAAGGGAAAGAAAGAGGAAAAAGGAAAGGAGACAGUUAUCAGGGGAAAAGAAAGCAACAGCGACGAGUUCUAGUACGGCGAAAUCAUUGAAACGGUGUUCUCUGCGAAAUUGGUGAGCUCCAGCGAGCGAGCGAGGAAGAGGAAGAGACACGAGAGGAGUGCAAGUGGCGUAUCAAGAUGGCGCAUAAUUUGGCACCGAGCGUCAACUGCUCGCUCGACGACAUUGACCUGAACGCUUUGAAGGAGCCUGCUGGAAUCUUUGAGCUGAUCGAAGUAGUCGGCAAUGGAACGUACGGUCAAGUUUAUAAAGGUCGACACACUAAGACCGGUCAGCUGGCAGCCAUCAAGGUUAUGGACGUCACGGAGGAUGAAGAGGAAGAAAUCAAAUUGGAAAUAAAUGUACUCAAGCGGUACUCGAAUCAUAGGAAUAUAGCUACGUAUUACGGUGCCUUCGUAAAGAAGUCAUCACCUGGCAAGGACGAUCAAUUAUGGUUGGUUAUGGAAUAUUGCGGAGCUGGCUCCGUCACGGAUCUUGUCAAAUCGACCAAGGGCCAGAGCUUGAAAGAGGAGUGGAUAGCUUAUAUAUCGCGAGAAAUUCUGAGGGGACUUAGUUAUCUUCAUAGCAAUAAAGUUAUCCACAGGGAUAUCAAGGGACAAAAUGUUUUAUUGACUGAUAACGCGGAAGUCAAACUUGUUGAUUUCGGUGUUAGCGCACAACUAGACAGGACGAUAGGUAGAAGAAACACUUUUAUCGGCACACCUUACUGGAUGGCACCAGAAGUUAUUGCAUGCGACGAGAAUCCCGACGCUACUUAUGACAAUAGGAGCGAUCUUUGGUCGCUUGGAAUUACUGCUCUAGAAAUGGCUGAAUCACAACCACCGCUCUGUGAUCUACAUCCCAUGAGAGCUUUGUUUUUAAUUCCGCGUAAUCCACCGCCACGGCUCAAGUCUAAAAAGUGGGCCAAAAAGUUUCACGGAUUUAUUGAAACGGUGUUGGUGAAGGAUUAUCAUCAAAGACCUUAUACGGAACAGCUUCUUAAACAUCCGUUUAUACGGGACCAACCUACGGAGAGACAAGUCAGAAUACAACUUAAGGAUCACAUUGAUCGUUGUAAAAAGCGCAAACAGGAAAAAGAAAGAGAUGAUUAUCGAUACAGCGGGAGUGAGAACGAAGAAGAUGAACCGGCAUUAGCAGGCGAACCAUCGUCUAUAGUUCAAGCACCUGGAGGUGACACAUUGCGUCGUAAUUUCCAACAGAUUCAAGAAGGCAGAACUUUGAUGCAGGACGUACCCCCGCAAGCGCCCGCCGCUAAAGAAAAACCGGGAAGCAGAUCUCAGAGAGAGGUGCCAGAACCUGGACCACCUGCGAGACCUGCUAUACCACACAGACUCAUCGUGGUGCCCGAUCCGCAACCACCAUCUCGUCCAUUACCUCCGACACCCAGAGAUGAUCCUCGACAACCACACAAAGUAUCCACACCGCCUUCUAAUCAUCAGGCACCUGCUGGAGGAGGAGGAUCCGGCGGGCAGCCCGCGUCUCAAAGAAACAGUGUCUUCAAACCUAUGGUGAGUCUUUGCGAACAGACUUGCAUUGUUUGUAUCUCUUUAAUCCAGGUUUAGAACAAGGUUGGUAAAGUUUAGUAGGUGGAAAGAAUUAUGGUAAAAUUCUGGUUUUUACUGUUCCGCACUUUAUUUAAUGGAAUAAACUGGCGAUAAAACGAUAGAAAUGACUAGUUAUAACACUAAAAUACAUAAGUUUAUAUAAUUUUAUGUAAAAAAAAUAUUUUUGCUUUAAUUAAUAAAUUACACUAUAAUUUAAAGAGAAAUUUAACUAAUAAUAAUGAAUCGAUAAUAAUGGAAUCUUAUAAUAAUUUUAAAAAAAUUUUUAAUUAAUUUUAAUUUUAAUUCAAACAUGUCUUUUAAACAAAAACAUUUAGAGAUAUCAAUGUUAGAGGUGAAGGUGGCAUUAUGUACAUUCAUAUUAUCUCUAUUAUUAUGUGAUAAAUUCUUAUAAAAACAUUUGUUUAGUAGUUCAUCGUCUAUCAUUAUGUAGCGCUAAUAUGCUAAUACACAAUAGUUACAAUUGUUAUGGGACAUUUUUAAUUUUUAGUAUUUUAGAACUUUUUCCAGAUACAUUUACAUUUAAUUAUACAUACUUCUUUAUUGUUUUGAAAUUUGAGCGCAUUAUCACAUGAAUGUAUGUACGCUGAAGUGUUUUUUUAUUUAAUUUUUUAUUUGGCUAUAUACAUUUCGAGUUAUGCAAGGUUAUUCAAUAGCACUUUGUUUAUGUAAACAUAGAAACGUGCUGGUAAUAUGGAUACUAUCGAGAUUUUUAUAGCGAAAUAAAUCUUCAAUAAAUUGAUUGCCAUUCUACAGGGUGCGUUCAGAAACAUUAGAGAUAUUAUUUUAUCCUUAUUUAACGUUAAACAACUAUAAAAUGGUAUCUUUAAUAUUUCUGAACGUAGAAAAAAUUACGGAAAACUAAAAAUAUAUAAUUUUGUAACAAAAUAUUGUGCUUUUUAAACAAUAUUAAUGUUUUAAAUUUAUUUUUGUGAUUACUAUUUUUGUUCUUCUUUGUUCCAUAAAUCACGUCCUAAGUAAUAAAUAUUUUAUAACUUUGAGUCUAGAAUAUAUUAAAAAACAUUUUGAUGAAUAUAAUCGUUAAGUUUAUAAAAUAUUGAUGAUUAAUAAAGUGUGUUAUUGAUUAAAAUGUAAACGAACACCAUAAUACCACCU